This is a messenger RNA of Falco peregrinus (peregrine falcon), 5789 nucleotides long. It is a transcript of the gene SLCO1A2, whose product is annotated as solute carrier organic anion transporter family member 1A2. Gene Ontology annotation, molecular function: protein binding; bile acid transmembrane transporter activity. The record is from RefSeq and is a predicted model, not a curated record. Gene Ontology annotation, cellular component: membrane. Bases 3114 to 5090 code for a protein of 658 amino acids. NCBI's taxonomy places the organism in Eukaryota, Metazoa, Chordata, Aves, Falconiformes, Falconidae. The transcript has 15 exons. Gene Ontology annotation, biological process: sodium-independent organic anion transport; transmembrane transport; bile acid and bile salt transport.
CCCAGCAUCUUCUAAAGAGCACAGACAUCUGUAGAAGACUCAGUGAGACCAGGAACCACCCUCCAUGCUCCCCAGACUUAUUUCAGAGGAGGCGAAUUGCUAGUAAGUAUAGAGCAAAUGGAACCAUUCACCAAUAAGAGAAACUACUGGUUUUCAAAAUAAAUCUACACAGAAUCAUGUCAGCCCUUCCUACCUGAUCCAGUGCAUAAGUUUUAACUAAGUUUUCUUUUAAACUGUCUCACUUUAAAAACCAGAUUUUUUUUUUCCCUUUCUGCAAACUGCAGCAAGAGAAUGACAAUUUGGCUUUGUCUUGAAACGCUCUGAGUCUUUUAGAUGAUCCUGUCUUGACAGCUCUGCUAUUAAUAGUGGCAUUUUCUCUGCUGUUUAAAAAGGAGAGUUGUGCUGAACUGAGAAUCAGUCAUGUUAAUAAUAAUUUUUCACUAAGGGCAGAUGCAGUAUAGUAGCUUAUGUAGGAGGAUUCAUGUUGAAAAAACUUAUUUAUGGUAUGUCAGCACAUGUGGCUGCAAAAUAAGGUAGCCCUUCUUCUAAGAGAGUUGCAGUAGGGCUGCAUUUACUGUAUGCUUGGAUUAUUGUAUGUGUGAGUGUUAAGACCUGACCUUUUCAUUCUACUUGGUGAUGAGAAAAGAUUUUGAUAAGCACAGGGAAUGUGAAUCAGUACAUGAAAUUGUCUCUCUACUGUAAGAAGUCAUUAAAAAUUCAUUAGGAAUUCAGCAUAUGUAUCUAGAAAAAAAUAGUGGAUUUUUUCUCUGUUAUGGUAGUGUCUUUUACACCAGAUAUUGCUGUUUCCAUCCGUUUAGCAACCACUCCACUUUUGGCUGAGAUUGUCUCUGAUUACAGAAAAUAUGAGUAGUAUGAAAAAGUCAGUAUUUAAAUGUAAGCUCUCACAAAGAGGGAGGAGAUACAAGUGACAUGGCUGAUUCAAAAGGUGAUGUUUUUUUCCAUAACCUGUUAUUGAACCAGAUACCCAGCAGAAAACUGAAGGCGUUGUAUUUAUUAUUGCAAGGCAAAAAAUCCUGAGGCUCUAGAAAGUUUCAAUUAUUAACAUAUUGAAAUAAUUUCAUAUUAACACAUAUUGUGUCAGUGAAUGCUACAGUUUCAAUGGGUCAAAGCUGAAAAAUCAUAUUACAGUGUUUGAUUCAGAAAGGAACUUUGUGCAGAGCAGCAGAGAAGCAUAUACUUCAGGACAAGGUGUCUUUAAAAUUUGUACUGUUUAUUUAAAAUGGUAUCUUAAGCUCUGCUUUUGGGUUCAGAGUAUUUUCUAUUGCAUGAAUUAUUGUCUAGAUUGGUGGUCUUCUUUAAUUUUUGUUUCUCUCCUUGAUUUACAGGAUUCCUACAGAAUUCCAGGUGGAGGGGUAGACCUCUGGCUAGUGACUAUGCUUCUAGUGACUGUAGGCUUGAUUUUAUUACUUUUUGCAGAAGCUCUGUACGCUUUCCUGGUGCAAGGGGCUGCAAAUGGCUAGUUUCACAUCAGAGAACUAUCACAUUGCCAUGUUGUUCAUACUUACUGGUAUUGUGUUAAAAAAUGGAAUAAUGUUGGCAAUGUCAUACAUAACUUCACAUCAACAUAACAUUUCAUAUUAUUUCAUGUCGAUAAAGAGUUAACACAUUCUUAAAUUAUUUUUUGAACUGUUGUCAUAAACAGUCAUAAUCUUCUCCAUCGUGUUAUAGAUCAUUACAAGCCACUGCUCUAGGUCAUAUAUCAUCCUAUUGCCUUUUAUAAUACUCAUAACAGUCUGUAGCAGUCGAAUAAACAACUGUCAAAAGAACCAUAGAAAUUGCCACCAUAGAGGUAAGUAAUUUUUAUUAGAAUGUCUUAAAUGUACACUGUUAUUUGAAGUCAGUUCUUUAAUUUCUGUUGUCAGAAGAGGAUGUAUAUUUCAUGCAACUUAAACCUUUCUGAGCAAGAAUACCUGUUUUGGGGGAUCCUAUGAAAAUUUCCUGUGUUUUAAAAAUGAGGUGUUUGUAGCUAGAAAGCCAUGCUCAUGGGUAGAUGAAUAGGUACAUGCCUGAUUUCCAAAAGUUCACCUGUGUUCCUGGAGCUUCCACUGGGUGUUUCACACCUUUUAGGAUUAAGCUGUCUUAGAAGUGGUCCCUGUGUAAAAUGUACUUAGAAAGGCCAGGUGUAUCUCCUUUAAGCGUUUUGUAGUAACCAGUGUCUAGCCUGAUGAUAUCUCUGCACACAAGGUGCAUUAUCACACACCAAAAAACUUGGGAACUUGAUGGAUAGCAAAAGUGAAAUGCUAUCAGGUUACAUAAACUGCUGAUUGAUGAAUCAUAGUUAAUGUCAUUUUUUAAGAGGAAAAGACUCCAGAGAGACUUUGAAGCCUUUGAACUGCCAGUCAACCUACAGUACAUUUGUUCCUUUAACUUUUCUUAAAGUAUGUUUACGAGACAGUACACCUCAUUAGUGGAAAGCUGACGACCUGAGCACACAAGAAAUCCCUUUGUAAUUUAAAAAAAAGAGGUACUGCCCAAAAGUAUAUCAUUAGGUUUUCAGUAUUUUUUUUUUACAUAGAUAAUUUAUUCUGAAACGCUGUUUUGACAAUUGGAAUAUUUCUGUUUUCUAACAUUUAAAAAUGGAAGUUUGUGUAAGAGAAUGUCUUUGAGCCUUGUGGCAAAUUUUACAAAGAACACAGAUUUUUAUGUCUUCAUAAAGUUUGCUACAAGGCUGGAAGACAAAAACCUGCUUUGCUAAAACAAAAGCUAAACCCCCAAAUCCAUACAAGUGGAAAUUGAUGUGCUAAACUGCUUUAUUGAGAAAGAAACUGUUAUGACAGUGUCACUAGUUUAAAUAAAUAGUUGAAAACUGAGAAUAGACAACAAUUAAUGUUUUGUCCAUAGACAAUAUUAUUUCCAAUGUAUGGAUCUGAAUGCUUGCUGUACACGACUAUUUAUUGUUCUUGUGUUACAGGCGAAAAGAUUGAGAUGAUGAUGGUUUAAGGGGGAGGUACAGAGUCAAUGGCAGAGUUGAGAAUCGAAGACAGAUCAGAAUCUUUAUCUAGUCUGAAGCUGACAUGCAUUCUGUUGAGUACUGUAACGGGAUCAUUGGACAGACUUAGAAAUAGACGUUGGGAUCAAUUAAAAAAGGCAACAUGAAAGAAGCUGAGAAGCCUUGUACAGGGAACAAAUUCUGCUGCAUUUCUAAGCUUAAGGUGUUUCUGCUGUCACUAUCACUUGCAUAUGUUGGUAAAACGAUGUCUGGUGCUUACAUGAACAGCAUGUACACACAGAUAGAGAAACAGUUUAAUAUUCCAGCUUCUUUAGUGGGGAUCAUUAAUGGAAGCUUUGAAAUUGGCAACUUGCUGCUGAUAGCAUUUAUGAGCUACUUCGGAGCAAAGCUUCACAGACCCAGAAUAAUUGCGUUGGGCUGCACAGUUCUGUCAUUUGGGUGUCUUUUGAUAUCACUUCCUCAUUUCCUCUUUGGAAGGUAUCAUAUUGAGAGCAGUAUUUCACAAUGGGAGAAUUUUUCAGUUGUGCCUCUGUGCCUUGUUAAUCAAAGCUUGAUCUCUUUACCUACAGACGAACCAUCAACAGAAUGUGAAAAAGAGCCUGGGUCCUUGCUGUGGAUAUUUGUGAUGGUUGGAAACAUAGUACGAGGAAUGGGUGAAACCCCCAUCAUGCCUUUAGGCAUUUCAUAUUUGGAGGAUUUUGCCAAAGCAGAGAAUUCACCUUUCUACUUGGGAUGUCUACAUACAGCAACUGUAAUUGGCCCCUUCCUUGGUUUCUUGUUGGCAUCAUUCUGUGCAGAACUGUUUGUUGAUCUGGAAUCAGUAGGUGCAGAGGACAUAACUAUAACAGCUACUGAUGCCCGGUGGGUUGGAGCAUGGUGGCUGGGCAUUUUGGUUUGUGCAUCACUGAAUCUUCUUGCGGGAAUACCUUUUUGGUUUUUGCCCAAGUCACUUGUGAAGGAAGGAGAAAGCAAUGAAUCUGAGGAGAAGAGUAAAAAAAGUGUAGUACCAUUGCAAGAAAAUGAUAAAGAUGAAGCCAAACAGACCAUGUAUGAAAUUGCUAAAGAUUUCAUCCCCUUCCUCAAGGCUCUGUUUUGCAACCCAGUUUAUAUGUUGUUUAUAUGCAUAACUGUGUUACAGUUCAGUGCCUUCAAUGGCAUGAUAUCUUUCAUGCCCAAAUAUCUGGAACAGCAGUUUGGAAAAUCUGCAUCAGAUGCCAUCUUUUUAAUUGGUGUUUACAACUUACCAGUUAUAUGCGUCGGGUAUUUUUUUGGAGGCUUAUUCAUGAAGAAAUUCAAGAUAAAUAUCUAUCAGGCUGCGAACAUAGCAUUUUGGGUAUCUUUACUGGAAUACCUUCUCUACUUUGCUGCCUAUUGGACUGUCUGUGAUACUUCACCAGUUGCUGGCCUAACAGUUUCCUAUGAAGGAAUAGAACAAGUUUCAUAUGCAGAAAAUACUCUGCUUGCUGGCUGCAACAGGGAUUGUGAUUGCCCACUUAAAGUAUGGGACCCUGUUUGUGGGAACAAUGGAAUCACUUAUGUAUCACCUUGUCUUGCUGGGUGUAAAGCCUCAGGAGGAACUGGAAAAAGUGUGGUAUUUGAAAACUGCACCUGUGUUGCAGCCACAGGGCUUUCAUCUCAAAAUGUCUCUGCGAUUCUGGGCCAGUGUGAUGGAGAAGAAAACUGUGACAAGAUGCUUCAUUAUUUUUUAGUAUUGUCAUUAGUCUGCAGCUUCAUUUUUUCCUUAGCAGCCAUGCCUGGGUACAUGGUCUUAAUAAGAUCUCUAAAGCCUGAAGAAAAGUCAUUUGGAGUGGGUAUCCAUGGACUAGCUUCAAGAGUAUUUGCUGGAAUUCCAUCUCCCAUUUAUUUUGGAGCUUUGAUAGAUACCACUUGCUUGAAAUGGGGUAGUAUGACUUGUGGUGGAGAAGGAGCAUGUCGGAUGUAUGACAUUGUCACAUACAGGUGGCUCUAUCUUGGCCUGCCAGCAGUAUUACGUGGAGUGUCCUAUAUCCCAAGUGCACUAAUUCUCCUUAUUUUAAAGAAGAAACUUAAGUCUGAAAGCCAAAUCUUAUUAAAUGCACCAGUAGAAAUGCAGGAUAAAGAACAAGAAGCAUUGAAAUAACAUUUCAAAGCAGGAAUAUUAUGAAAAAGCCUUGAAGUAUAAAUUCUGGAUAUAUCCUUGUGAAAGAUUUCAUACUUUAACUAGUGAACACUUGGACAGAGACUAAUAAAAUUAUGCAUAGUUGUAUCCUAAUUAUAUUACAAAAGUAUCCGUUCAUGAACAGAAGGUACAGGACAAACGUGUUUGGUGCAGAAGAAAAAGGAGUAGAAAUAAGAAAACUUAUGAAAUGCCAGGUUUGAGUUGUCUGAGCAAAGGGCUAUAAAGCAGAAAUGUAUGUUUUCAGCCCUGGUUUCACUGAAGGUAGUGACAGUUUUGCAGCUGACUCCAGUGAUUCCAGAUUUGAUCCUGGAAUUCUCCAACAGCUUCUGCCAGAGCCUUUCUCAUUGACUGUAGACAGGAUUUGUAGCUUCUUUGGGCCUGAGUUUUCCAUACACUUAUUUAGUUACAAUGUUAGUCAUUUCAGGUGGUAGCUGUUUGUUCUGAGUAGUGUAGGUGUUCAAUAUAUUGAGAACCUGGUUUAUGACAUAGUCUGGGUGCUGUGGUAACAAUAAGAAAUAAAAAAAAAAGAGAAAAAUUUUAAAAUACUGUGUUAUGGUGAUAUUUUAAGGUUUGCAUAGAGAAUCGACAAGGAAAAAUUCUCAGGACUUGUUACUUCAGUUGCAUUCACUCUAAAGGGGAAUAACUUGCACAUAAAGCAUG